AUACUGACCUGUCACAGCUGCUUGACACACUGGAAAACUGCUGCACUGUUUUAGGAUUAUUAUACAUUUGAUAGCAUGUCUCUGUACCGAAAUGCCGUCUGGUUUCUGAACGGAAUUCAUCAGUAUACAAGGAAGGGAUAUGAAGCAGCAUCUAAAGACUUUGAGCCCCAGGAUCUGGAUGUGUCCGUUGUGGGAAGGUCUUUUAUGGUCACCGGGGCCAACAGUGGAAUUGGCAAAUCGACUGCCAUGGCUAUAGCCAAGAAAGGUGGGAGAGUCCACAUGGUCUGUAGGAACAAAGAUAAAGCUGAAGAGGCCAGGGCACAAAUUGUCAGCGAGUCGGGGAAUACAGAGGUGUACAUCCAUAUUGUGGACAUGUCAGAAACACGCAAAGUGUGGGAGUUUGCUGAGGCCUUCAAGAAGCAGUACCCAUCCUUAAAUGUGUUGAUAAACAAUGCAGGGUGUAUGGUGCACAAGAGAGAGAUGAACGAUGAGGGGCUUGAGAAGAACUUUUCCACUAAUACGAUGGGGGUAUACAUCCUCACUCAAACUCUCAUACCACUUCUACAGAAGAGCCGGGAUCCCAGGGUGAUCACUGUGUCCUCAGGAGGCAUGCUGGUCCAGAAACUCCGUGUUGACAACUUGCAGUCAGAGAAGGGCCGCUUUGAUGGUGUCAUGGUGUAUGCCCAGAACAAGAGACAGCAGGUGGUGCUGACACAAAUAUGGGCCAAAACCAACCCUGUUAUUCACUUCUCUGUGAUGCAUCCAGGCUGGGUAGAUACACCAGCUGUUUCUACAUCAAUGCCUCAGUUCCACCAGAUGAUGGGGGACAGGCUGCGCAGUGUGGAGCAAGGAGCUGACACUGUGGUGUGGUUGGCCUUGUCCAGAGCUGCUGCCUUAACACGCAGCGGGCAGUUCUUUCAAGAUCGAAGGCCAGUUCCUGCCCACCUCCCUCUGGCUUGGACUCACACUGCUCCUAAAGAGAUUCAGACCUUCAUGGCUAAACUGGAGAAUCUGUCAGAAGCUGUUCAGUCUCUGGGCCCUUACAAACCUCAGGUUGUCUAA
Scomber japonicus (chub mackerel) is the source of this 1062-nucleotide messenger RNA. It is a transcript of the gene dhrs12lb, whose product is annotated as dehydrogenase/reductase (SDR family) member 12-like b. The record is from RefSeq and is a predicted model, not a curated record. Bases 76 to 1062 code for a protein of 328 amino acids. The transcript is spliced from 10 exons. Lineage: Eukaryota; Metazoa; Chordata; Actinopteri; Scombriformes; Scombridae.